GUAAACAUGUUCUCCGUAUGUCUAUUAUAUCCAUCACCAAUCCAAUCAGUAAAUACGAGUCCGAAACAUGGAUGUGCUGUUACUUAGUGUUGUCUUUAUUUAUGGAAUAAACAUAAUUCAGUGCAACCUUCCUGACCCAGUCACCCGGUCGCAAGAGUUGAGCGAGCGUUCCUCGGACCUCGGGGAUUUCUUACGCCUCGACAAUCCGCCCGAGUCUUUCAGUGGGGAUGCAGCGCGCGUGACGCUUGAGUACAGCUGUACCGGUGACUAUUACGUUGGCGUCGAAGUGAUUUCUGACGUGACUGACGUAAUUGGAUCAGAACAGUCAGUGAAAGUGUUCACCAAAGUUUUCAAAUGCACAACAGACGUUGAAAGAUCAAGAUUUAUUUCGAAAAACGUAAGGUUAAAAUUGCCGUCAAAACUUGCAUUUAAUUACAACGCGUUAAACAAAAAAAUAGCACUGAGUUCUAAAACCAAAAUUCGAGCGUGGAUGUUAGAUACCAACUGGUGGCCUCUCUGUCUUAAGUAUAGUAAUUGCUAUACUAGGUCUGCAAUCAAGGUCUCACAUAACACCAAUAUCGAUCCGCCAUUUUCAAGACCCUUCGUCACCGCACGGGGUCUUCGUACCUGCAAGUCUUUCUCAUGGAUUCUACUUUUCUAUUCGACGUCUUUCAAGAUACCACAAUGCCCUGUCGAAAAUGAGGUUGUCCAGCUUAUUCAAUACCCCGUGGCGCUGUCUGGUGAAGCCUACGGCGUGUACCGGAAAUUGGAACCAUACAACAACCCGGAUCUAGAGGACAAGAGGCGCGCACAGAUUAUGAAACCCAGGUUUACGGUUUCUGUAUGGCUGUAUCUGCUCGAGCACUGUUUCGCCGCCCCUCUAUGCAGCGUGCUGCACCACUCUACGUGGGACGCCAAGUACAAGACGCCACUUCUCUUCAUAACACAGACAGGUAACGUGCAUAUUCAGGUGGAGCACACGGACGGACAGCAGACGGCGGGGAUAGCCUGGAACCCCGUGCCCCUCAAUCAGUGGAUCCGGAUCGUGCUCACCUUCAACGUGAACUCGUGGACGUUGGCAGUAACAACAAACCGGUCUCUCUCCGAAACUAAAUACAGCGAAUACAGACACGAAGGCCCGCCAGUUCGGUAUGACGAUACUGAAGGACUAUUUUCCCUUGGAGGAUCGGAGAACACCCGCAGUGUGCGCGGAUAUAUAGGCCAGGCGACUCUAUAUAGGCAUGUUGCGCUGAGAGCUACGCAGAUCCCCCUGGAGAGUCUGUUCCACCCGAUGUUCGAGCUGGGACUGAGCAGACGAGAGGAGAGUUGCGCCAGCUUCCUGCACUGGGUCCAGCACAGAGUACACGUGCACUGGAGAGACGCAUUGGGACGCGGGAGACCAGACGUGUGUACAAAUCCUUUUUACGCAAUGCUUCAGUCCUUUGUCCACACAUCGGUCGUUAUGCCGGUCUGCGGACCAGACGAUAAAGUUCUGAAGCACCGGAAGUAUGCGGAUCGACUACUACGCAACAUGCUCAGUUAUGGAUUACGUGACAAUCUGAACUACAAGUCGAUCGCCGACAAACUUUAUCGAAAAGCUAUGGACAUGAUUGAUGUGCGACUGAGAAGCGUUCCGACGGCGUUUCCUCUCCUCAAACAGUCAGCCUGCCUUGGUAACAUGGACGCCAUGUACACAGCCGCCGUUAUCCUGAACAACGGGAUCCACGUAAAAGCAGACGACAUACAGAGCCAGGCGUACCUGAUGUUGGCGGCCCUGGAUAAUCACCGGCUCGCCGCUCUGGCCCUUGGACAUAAACACCGGAACGGACUGGACGGCCUAACUGUGGACCUCGAACAGAGCUACCGAUAUUACAAGUUUGUGGCAGAUACGGCCCGGGCCGACAAGGAGCUUCAUAAAGAUACAGACGUUUUAACGGAAUCAAUUCGCCUGACAGACGAGCUUGCUAUAAAUGAACAAACAGACGAGAACGGCGACAUUUUCCAUUGGCUGUCACACCAGGCCAAGCAAGGCGUUCUCUCGGCUCAGAACCGCGUGGGUCGGGCACUGUUCUGGGGAAGCCAGGGACUCCAAAGGAACCUUGAGGCCGCCGUCGAGUACUUCCGGAUGAGCGCCGACACAGGGGACGCACAAUCCCAGUACGACUACGGGAUAGUCCUUAUGCGGGGUCAGGGGACGAAAAAAGAUGUCCAAGCGGGCUUGCAACACAUUCAAAAGGCCGCUGAACAGAAAAACCCUGCCGCGCUCAACGCGAUGGGCUGGCACGCGCAACACUACGAGCGCGAUAUGACGAAAGCGGCCGAGUACUAUGAGCGGGCUUAUCGGCUGAGUGACGUAGACGCGACCUUCAAUCUGGGCAUCAUGCACAUGUAUGGAAAGUACCCGGGACUCGAGAAAGACGUGGACAAGGCUAUGCGCUACUUCUCGCUGGCCGCGCCUCGGGGGCACCUCGAUGCCGGGGUCAUGUUCGCGUCCAUCAAUAUCAAGGGAACCAGCCGACAGCCCAGACAGGUCUUCAUGGCGGCAGAAUGGGCCAGAUACAUUGCUGAGAUGUCUCCGGCGAUUGGCCUUGUCCUGCGCAAAGGGAUCAAGGCGUUUAAAGCUGGGAAAAGCGACGUGAGCCUGUUCUAUUACGCAUUGGCCGCAGACGCUGGUGUAGAGGUCGGCUCAUUCAAUCUAGCGUGGCUUUGCGAAGAGAAUAAGGAAGGAGUGACCACCUUCAUCGAGAAGGAAUGCGUCUGGAGCAAGUACAACAUCUCUAUUCAGAGAGAAUCACAGUUUGUUGACUCUUACGCACUACUCAAGAUGGGGGACUACUACUGGUACGGUUGCCAGGGAAACAGGGACAUACACAGGGCAGCAGACAUGUACGCCCAGGCCGCCGUGAAAAACAAUCCUCAGGCGCUGUUCAACCUCGCCUUCAUGGUGGAGGAAGGCGUGGAUAUCCCAACGGCGACCCUACGGUAUAUCCGGGUCCCCUUGCGGCUCCAGGACAACAACGCCACCCUUCUCACUUUCCUGUACACCAAGUGCCGUGAGUCGCCUCACUCGGAGGCCUACCUGCCAUGUUCUAUAGCUCUGUGGCGUGUGCAGCUUAUACAAUUCUGGGACUCGCAUCAGACACUUAUCAAGGUGUCAAGCGUGCUGGCGGUAAUGGUGUUCACGAUCCUCUCUUCCUACACGAUGUUCCGCGUGCCGAGGUACACGUCACAGAGGCGCCACGGAGACGACGCAAACAUCUGAGCGCUUGAAAGGCUUGACGUCAGAGAAUGACGACAUAAUCAUAAACAUAUUUUAAUACUGCAUUUUCGCAAAACGAAAUCAAAUCUUUGCGAUGCCCCGUAGAGCGUGUAUAGAUUGCAAAACGCGUUUGUGUAAAAAAUAUUAUCGCUGUUGUGGUUAUAAACAUUGUUCUAGAUACUUAUAAACAUUGUUCUAGAUACUUAUAAUAAAAUCACAAACAAA
This is a messenger RNA of Dreissena polymorpha, 3484 nucleotides long. RefSeq names its product protein sel-1 homolog 3-like. The transcript is spliced from 24 exons. Lineage: Eukaryota; Metazoa; Mollusca; Bivalvia; Myida; Dreissenidae. Gene Ontology annotation, molecular function: protein binding. The coding region runs from base 68 to 3262 and encodes 1064 amino acids. The record is from RefSeq and is a predicted model, not a curated record.